This is a messenger RNA of Pseudo-nitzschia multistriata, 2148 nucleotides long. NCBI's taxonomy places the organism in Eukaryota, Bacillariophyta, Bacillariophyceae, Bacillariales, Bacillariaceae. The record is from the annotation of a GenBank genome assembly.
UUUCAAAAAAGCGAAGGAUUCAAAAAAGUUCUAUCAAUUCUGGUUUUCUACUAAAUGAAACAUUAACAUUCAUACUUUUGUCGACCGAAAAAAGUGAGCAAUACAUCGCAGGUGCCGUCCUUGUUCACAAACUGAGUGCAGUACUUUCUGAACAAUGGAAAUCAUGUCCGUGCAGUCCUCAUCGUCGACUUCGAUAGAUGGUUGCAGCGAUAUGGAAGAACGCCUUGCCCGCGAACGAGAACGGCUGCGGGUUGCCCAGAAACGGCUGAACCUGCAAAAGGAGCGCCUCGUUUUAGACCGAGAAAUGCUGGAGGCCGACAAGAAAAAUUUUAGAAAGACCGCGAAACUUGCUUCGAAGAGGAACUCCAUGUGGAGCCAGGGGUUAGCAAACGCUGCUGCCGGCACUGCGGAGCGAGACACGACACGACAAGUUGAACUUGGGCGAGACGUAGAAACCCUCCGGAGCCAAAUACAAAGUUAUCGUGAAAAAGAAGAACAAUGGGAGCAGCGCGACAAAGAACAAACCAAGAAUCUAGCCGCUGCUGAAGUGGCAGUCAUCGAGUCCUCCAGACAACUCAAUCUCAAAAUACUCAAUUUGGAAAGAGAUUUGAAGGCAACAAAAGACGAGCUUGUCGUUUCGACAGAGACUCAUGCGAAAGAAAAAGAACGAUGGGAAAACGGUAUACUCGAAUUCGUGAAGAGCGAUUCGUCAGCCGAUGAGGAGAUACAGCGUCUCAAUCUCCUUGUCGACAAAUUUGAACUGGAAAACAAAUUACUCAAAGAUGCGAACCGCUCUAACCAAGACGUCUCCGAGACGUUGUCGAUUUCUUUUUCUGCUUUGGAAGGAAAUGCCGAGAUGUCUGAAGCUCUUCAGAAAGAAUGGCGAAAAGAGAAAGAAAAUUUGGAGUCACGGAUCCGAGAUCAAAAUCAGGAAAUUGAAAAUUGGAAGUUGCUGGUGCCACGAAAUAAGAUUUUGUUGGAACAAACUCAGUCGAAGAACCAACAAUUGGUGAAAGAGCUGGAGGAAAGUCAAAGUCGAACGAAAGAACAGGCAGAAUACAUACUUGAAUUGGAGUACAAGCUAAAGGCUCAGCAACAAGAACAAGAAAUGCAGCAACAAAAUACCGAAGAGGAGACACAGGAAGAAAUGGAUACGAUCAGUUUAGAUCACGAACCAAUCGAUACUAGCGAGUCAGCUACAACAAAUACUCUACUAUCCAGUCAUCCGGGAGUGAUUAUGAUUCCUUCAGACUUCACCUCUGAACAAAGAAAGAGACUCGAAAAGAAAUUUGUAAUCGAGUGGGAAUGGACAAAUCACGAAACCAGCUUAGGAGGACUAUACACCGGAUGGCUAGAUCUGGAAGGCAAUCCUUGUGGAAACGGGACUCUCCGUAUAGACGAUGGAGGCAUCUAUAUAGGUGAAUGGAAACGUGGACUUAGAACUGGUAUCGGUGUCUACACCUCUAUUGAUGGUGCACUUUACUCUGGGCCGUGGUUGAAUGAUAAAUUUCAGGGAAGAGGAGUUUUUGUAUCGGAAGACAAUAAAGUAUAUACAGGGGAUUGGACCAACGGACUAAGACACGGAACAGGCAUAGAGACAUGGGAACAUGGCGAUCGCUAUAUCGGUCAAUAUUAUCUAGACAAGGAAAAUGGUGGGUUCUUCCAAGUUGAUUGCAUCUUCGUGCAAAACGAAGAUUGUGUCGUUGCUAUUUUGAAAUUUAGUUCUCACUCCAAUUUGUUUUGCACCCUUCCGCAUUAUUUUCCAUGAAUUAUUGUCGUAUUUUCAGGAAGAGGCACUUACACAUAUCCCCCCGAAGAUGGAAAAUCCCUAGGGAUACAAGAACAAGACCGACCGGAUGCCGAUAGAAGACAGGUAUUCUCCGAUGGAUCUGUUCUGCGUGAUAGCGAAUGGUCCAUAGGGGCUUUCGUUGGGUCCUAGUUAGCUCUUGCAUUCAAUAGCUUCACGUACAACCUAUUGGAAAAUCGAAGAACAGCUGAUUUCGAUCAGCUCACUCAUCCAUCUCACAAGAGUGUCAAAAAAUACUGUCAUGGUAAUCGUUGUAACCAAAAUUCAUAGUCUGAUAUAGUAGUGUCAGCCGUUGCUGCUAGGAGAGAUUUAGACUACUCGAAUAGAAUAGACUGGACUAC